Amphibalanus amphitrite is the source of this 2518-nucleotide messenger RNA. Its product is annotated as hepatocyte nuclear factor 4-gamma-like. Bases 454 to 1902 code for a protein of 482 amino acids. The transcript has 10 exons. Gene Ontology annotation, molecular function: RNA polymerase II cis-regulatory region sequence-specific DNA binding; nuclear receptor activity; zinc ion binding. NCBI's taxonomy places the organism in Eukaryota, Metazoa, Arthropoda, Thecostraca, Balanomorpha, Balanidae. The record is from RefSeq and is a predicted model, not a curated record. Gene Ontology annotation, cellular component: nucleus. Gene Ontology annotation, biological process: anatomical structure development; regulation of transcription by RNA polymerase II; cell differentiation.
GUAUGAACAGUGGCUCUGCCGCAAAGGGACAGGACUGGUAGUUCUAUUUCGUCAACUCAACAAAACAGCGUUGUGAGCUAGCUUUUCAGGGCCAUCGCUCAUCGUCGUGUAUCUAUUUGAUUGUGAUGGCGACAUAGUGCCUACUGCCUAGUGCCUAGCAUAUCAAGUUGUUUGCAUUUGACGGCGACAGCUGGCCGCCCGCCGUGGCCUCCUCAGACCAGUGCAACGUGACGCGCGCCGCGUCUCGGUCGGCCGUCACAGGGGGUGUGUCGCCGCUAUCGGCGGCCGCCAUUGGCCGCAGCGGCGUGGCGUCGCCGCGUCCCGGCGCCGUUUCCGGGGGCCCUCUGGCAGAGGCGACUCGGACGCCGGCCGGGGCUGACUGGGCUGCUUGGGAGCAGAGUGGUGUGCUGCUGAGCUAGUGCUGCGCGUGAGAACUGCACUACAGGGUGGGCCAUGUCGGUGCCGGUGUCGGGCUCGGCGGCGUCAGUGAUAGUGUGCGGUCACAGCGCGGCCAGCACGACGCAGCCCCAGCAGGCCCAGCCGUCCCCGACAGGCGAGGACCCGAGGCUGCUGUCUGAGCGGGAGCCGAGGCUGUCCCCGGGAGACACUUCUCCACUCAAUCAGCUAUGUGCCAUCUGCAACGACAAGGCCACCGGCAAGCACUACAACGUCAUCUCCUGCGACGGCUGCAAGGGUUUCUUCCGCAGAUCGGUGCGCAAGAACCAAAAGUACGCGUGCAGAUACGGCCGUAGCUGCACGGUGGACAGGGAGAAAAGAAACCACUGCCGCUACUGCCGACUCAAGAAGUGCUUCCGGGCUGGCAUGAGAAAAGAAGCGGUGCAGAACGAACGGGACCGGAUCAGCUCUCGACGGCCCAGCUUCGAGGAGCCGGCGGACGUGAGCGGGCUAUCAGUGCAGCUGCUGCUCCGCGCCGAGCUGGCCUCCCGACAGAUCGACUCCACCCGGCUGGGCAGUCGGGAGGCGGACGUGGCCGACCGGCGCGUUGCCACGCACGCGGACGUGUUCGACUCGAUGAAGCAGCAGCUGCUCAUCCUGGUCGAGUGGGCCAAGUGUAUUCCGGCCUUCCUGCAGCUGUGCCUAGAGGACCAGAUCGCACUGCUGCGCACACACGCCGGAGAACACCUGCUGCUGGGCGCCUCCUGGCGGUCACGGCACCUGCACGGCUUCGUCCUGCUCGGCAACAGCUCCGUCGUCACCCGAGGCGCGCAAGAUGUCUCCAUGAACAAGAUCGGAGGGCGUUUAAUGGACGAGAUAAUCCGACCUCUGCAAGAGAUGCGAGUAGACCAGACCGAGUACUCUGCUCUCAAAGCCAUCGUGUUCUUUGACCCAGCGGCGUGCCGCGGCUGUGCCGGGGACACGGGUCGGAUCGAGCGCUACCGCCACCAGAUCCAGCUGAACCUGGAGGACUACAUCGCCGACCAGGAGUCGGCGCGGCGCGGCCGGUUCGGCGCGCUGCUGCUCAUCCUGCCCAGCCUGCAAUCAAUAGCCAGGGAGAUGGUCGAGCAGCUUCAUCUAUUGAAGUUCUUCGGAACGGCAAAAAUGGACAACUUACUGGUUGAGAUGCUUUUAGGAGGCAGCUCCGGUGACGACUCGCCGCCGGCACUGUCCGUCGGUGCGGGCGCGGCGCCGCCGGCACCGCUGGCCGGCCCGACCAGCUCGCCGCCGCCGGCGCCAUCAGCCACCUCGCUGAACGUGCCGGCGCCGACGCGGAUGGUGCCGCUGAUCACCCACACGCCGCGCGUGACGCCACACAUUUGUCCGCCGGCGGCCGGCGGCGCUGCGCCAGUGAGCGCCGCCGGCUGCCCGCCCAGCCAGCGGCCCAUAUUCCGGCCCGCCGACUCGGCAGGGCAGCCCGAGCCGGCCGCGGGCCACAGACGAUGAUAAUCAUGUGACAGCGCGGUGUCGACGGGCUGUUUUCAAAGCUGCAGAGAAAUCGAAUAGUCACCCUGACGAGGUAGAAGUGACCUUGACAUGGGAGGAGUCAUCCUGACUCUCAGGUUCUCGGGUGUGCUGUAAGGGUUGAAUAAUCGCUGCUUCCUUUCAUCAGAAUUUACUAACCUUGAAGCUGCCUUAUUCCGUAGUCCUUCAGUUACAAUAAGUGAUGUCAGUUACGGAAAAUCAUGAUACCGAUACCAAAACAAAUACCAACAAUAUCCAUGAAAAAAUACCGAAACCGUACCGACUUGGCAAUUUAAGGAAAAACUUUUUACACCAAUUUUCAGGUUCUUUUUCAUUAGUGAGGAAUCACAAUGCCAACAGAAUACCAAAUGCUUUGUCCUUGAAGUUUCAAAUAUCAAGUUAGUAUCGGUUUGGUAUCGGUAUACCAAAAAGUUGGUAUCCGAUUGACAUCUCUAGUUACAAUGUGUUCUUUGACUUAUGAGUGAUAGAUAUCAGGUGCUCCUUUGCAGCGUUUUUUUCCCCUAAGAAAUCUCUAACCUCUGCUUUUGGUUUGGGGUGGCAAAAUAUUGUUUCUAAUGAAUAUAUUUUCCCAACGAAA